UGGCUUUAGCGAGCGGAAGCACGUGGGUAAACAGGAAGUAGUUUUGGCAUUUGGCGGGUUGAACGGAGAAGACGCGCAAAAAUGGCGGCUGUGAACGACAUGGAGAAGAAACUUGCGGAGUAUAAAUGCGACACUAACGAAGCUAUAUGCCUGAAAUUAGUGCGGUUCCCAGAGGAUGUGGAGGAUGAAAGCACAACGUUUCACCCUGAGUUCAGUCAUCAGCUGUAUGGAGACGAUGAAGUGGCGUUUGGCUACAAAGGUCUUCAGAUCCAGCUGUACUACAGUGCAGGGAACCUGAACACCCUGUUCAAAGUCAAGUACACUUCCAGGGUCACAGACAAGUUUGACUGUGUGGAGCCAGAUGAUGUGGAGGAAAAGGUCAGAGAGAUCAUUCCUGCUGGUUUCUGCUGUAACACAGAUGACUUCAUCUCUCUCUUGGAGAAAGAGGCCAACUUCAGACCCUUCGGCAGCCUGCAACACACCUACAAAGUUCACAAUGUGGAGGCUGGAGAGGAUCUCACCUAUCAUAUACACAAGGUGGAUAUCUCAUGUCCAGGCUUCAGAGAGUACCACGAGCGCCUGCAGACGUUUCUCAUGUGGUUCAUCGAGACAGCCAGUUUCAUCGAUGUGGACGAUGACCGCUGGGAUUUCUUCCUAGUAUUCGAGAAGUACAAUAAGGAUGGAGAGACCCUUUACGCGACUGUUGGCUACAUGACAGUGUAUAAUUACUACGUAUACCCAGACAAAACCAGACCACGUGUCAGCCAGAUGCUGAUCUUACCACCGUUCCAGGGAGAAGGCCACGGGGCUCAGCUCUUAGAGACUGUCCACCGAUACUACUGCACGCUUGCUAAAGUACAGGACAUCACAGCGGAAGAUCCUUCUGAAAGUUAUGUGAAGCUGAGAGAUUUUGUGCUGGUGAAGAUGUGCUUGACUCUGUCGUCCUUCUCCAAUGAGAAACUCUCUCAGGGCUUCAGUGAAGAAAUGGCGUCUGAGGCCAGAGAAAAACUCAAGAUCAACAAGAAACAUGCACGGCGUGUUUAUGAAAUUCUGCGUCUCAGAAACACAGACAUGAGCGAUGAAGAGAAAGCCCGAGAAUUUCGCUUGGAGGUGAAAAAGCGACUCUUUGGACCAUACAGAAAAAACCAGCGUGAGCUGACUAAGAUGCGGAAAUGUUUGAGGCCAGAGGAGUUGGCAUCCCACAUCAGCCAGAUGGACACGAGUAUGCAACACGAGGAGCUGGAGAAAAGCUACCAGGACGUGCUUGCGGAUUAUCGGCGAGUCCUGGAGCGGCUGGCUCAGGUGUGAGCUACGUAAGACUUCUGCAUCGUCCUGGAAAGACUGGCCGAGACACACACACUGUUCUAUUGCGUUGUACACAAUGUUAAUGAGGGAUUAAACAUGAAACAUCUGCAUUUGUUACAUUUGUGAUAGACAGGGGGGCAGUUAUUCACAUAAUAAGAGAUGAGCGCAUUGGUCUACUGUGGAGAUGAAUUUUUCAGUUGAUGUUUUCUUUCCAUCAAAUAUUUUCCUUAAUGUAAAAAAUGUAGAUUUUGAAGCACUUCCUUGAUCAAAUAAAAUGUUUUGUAUAUUGCUCAAAUGUAUGACUUUCCAUCUCUUUGGUGAUGUGUCUAAAAUAAAAAGAUUUUACUUAACAGGCUCAAA
Pimephales promelas (fathead minnow) is the source of this 1665-nucleotide messenger RNA. It is a transcript of the gene hat1, whose product is annotated as histone acetyltransferase 1. Gene Ontology annotation, cellular component: nucleus. Gene Ontology annotation, biological process: subtelomeric heterochromatin formation. Lineage: Eukaryota; Metazoa; Chordata; Actinopteri; Cypriniformes; Leuciscidae. The record is from RefSeq and is a predicted model, not a curated record. Gene Ontology annotation, molecular function: histone binding; histone acetyltransferase activity.